This is a messenger RNA of Aspergillus tanneri, 981 nucleotides long. Its product is annotated as arylsulfotransferase family protein. The coding region runs from base 1 to 981 and encodes 326 amino acids. The transcript has 2 exons. NCBI's taxonomy places the organism in Eukaryota, Fungi, Ascomycota, Eurotiomycetes, Eurotiales, Aspergillaceae. The record is from RefSeq and is a predicted model, not a curated record.
AUGUACACCAUUACGCUGAAGGACAACUACAUCGCACCGGAUGCUCAAGCCAGACAGUCCUAUAUCGAUGUUCAUGAGCAUCGAGUCACGCCUUGGAAUACUAUUCUGGCCCCGGUGGCCAACAUCACCCAGAAGGACUUGACGAGCAUUGGCGGCAAGCCGGAUCAGUAUAUGGUCGAUUGUUUGUUCUAUGAGAUCGACGUUGCGACCAAUGACAUUCUCUUCUCGUGGAGUGCUCUUGACCGCGUCCCCAUUGCACUUUCAACGGCAGGUAUUGAAGGUUAUGGGACCCAUCAAAAGCCAUUUGAUCCCUACCGUCUCAAUACAAUCACUCCAGCCAAGCAAGGCUAUGUGAUAUCUCUGCAGCACUGUUCUUCUACUUUCUAUCACAAUAAAGAUUGUUCAAUCCGAUGGCAGCUUUCCAGUAUCGAUGGUGGCGACUUUCAACUCAACUACGUCGGCUUUUCCAGGCAAAGCCACGUGCGUAUUUACAACGAGACGGACGACAGCUUUUUCCUCAGCCUUUUCGGCAGUGUAAAGCGCCGCGGAAAAACUGACAUGUCAUCUGCGCUGAUCCUAAACGUUGACCUCGUUAAUUACCAGGCCACGCCGUUGCGCAAAGUAUCCGAUCCAAACGAUCCGGUAUACUCUCCCAACCCGGGAAGUCUCCAGGUGCUGGGUCCGAAGACUUCGCAGCCUCAUUUGUUUGUCGGUUAUGAAGACGUUCCCAAGUUGAAAGAAUACGACGGAGAAGGCAAUGCUGUUCUCACUGCACAAUUUGGUGAGUUUGAACUACAAUCCUAUCAUGGUUAUAAGUUCCAAUGGAGAGCUACUCCCUCUUGGAAACCUGCUGUUGUUGUCCAUCGUGCAUCGGACAAAACUGUCGAGGUGUAUAUGAGUUGGAAUGGUGCCACCGAGUAUGCACUGGGCGAUUUACUCUGCUUCACCGUUGAACAAGACCACUCACCUUGCCUCCUAUAA